Molecule: messenger RNA, 3036 nt
Organism: Plasmodium berghei ANKA
Lineage: Eukaryota; Apicomplexa; Aconoidasida; Haemosporida; Plasmodiidae
Product: conserved Plasmodium protein, unknown function
Exons: 2
Coding region: 1-3036 (1011 amino acids)
Source: RefSeq, a predicted model, not a curated record
AUGUCAACUAUUAGGUGGAUGCACAGAAAAGAGAAAAAAACAGGAAACAAAAUAAUAACAUUAAAUGAAAUAAAAGAAAGAUAUUUAGCUGAUUGUACUAACCAAAAACCCCCAAAAAAAAAAAAAUUUAUUACAUUCUAUGAAAAAAGAGGAAACAAAAUUGUAAAAAUUCAAAAUGAUAUUUAUGAAGAUGAUACAAAUGCCUAUUCUGAUGAUAAAAAAAAUAUAAUAAAAAAGGGAAAUUAUAAUGUAGAAACUGAUAAUAUAAAUAUUAACAAAAAUACAUUCUUUUUAGAAAUCCAUAAAAAAAAUCAUCAAAACUUGAGCGAAGAUCGCUUUGGUAAUUUACACGAUAAUGAGAAAAAAUACACAAACAAAAAAAUUCAUGAAAUAGAUAAAAAUAUUGGAAUAAUAAAAAAUGAUCGUGUAAAUAUAAAUCUAGACAUUAAUAUUCAAUGGGAUAAAACAGAGGAGGAGACUUUUGAAAAUGAAACGAACACAAAUAAUUAUGAUAUAAAAAUAAUAAAAAAUGACAAAAUAAAAUACGAUCAAAAUAAUAAUAAAAAAUUCCAAGAUAAACGAGUUCUAUUUGGCAGUUAUAUUAGAUCAGAUAAUAAAUCUUAUUCGAAAAAAAACGAAUAUAAUAAAUACUUUGAAGAAAAGGGUAUCAAAAAAUAUUAUGAGCCAACUUAUAAAGACAAGGAAAUUUUAAUACCUACCAAAGAUGAAUAUAAUAAUGACGAUGCAAAAAAUAACAGGGAAAACUAUGUUAAAUAUAUACCAUAUAGUAACAGUUAUUCAUAUAAUAUCCAAAAUGAAAAAAAAAAAAAAAAACUUCAAUUUGGAAACAUAGAGAAAAUAGAAGACAAAAAUAAAAUUCCUGAUCAGAGGAAAAAUCGAAAUAAAAAUAAUACAUAUAUUAAAUAUGACUCAAAUAUAUAUAAAGAUAUAAAGUAUGAGCAAUAUAAACCUGAAAAUAAUAUAAAUUCCAAUGAUUAUAUUAUUCAAAAUGAAAUCAGACGGGCUCGUCAAUGUAGUCCUGAAAUUUAUAAAAAAUAUAUAUAUACUAAUAAAAAACAAAAUAAAAUUAAAAAUGCUAUUAUAUCCUUAAUUUUUUUAAAUAAUAUUUUUUUGAAAAAAAUGAACAAAUAUUUUUAUUUUUUUAUUAAACAAUUAUUAAACCAUAAUAUUAACAAACCAAUAUAUAAGAAAUAUACAAAACUAGAGAAUGUCCAAAAAAUACCAUCAUCAAAUAAUCACAACUCUGUUCUUGUUAAAAAAAACAAUAGUCAGAAAUUAGAAACUUUAAAACCCCAAAUGUUUAUACAAUCUAACCAACGAUUUUCAACCAAUAUAUUAGAUCAAGGAUUUAUAGAAAAGAGGGAAGAAUUAGACGAGCAAAAAAUAAGUGGUAAUAACAAUCACAAAAUAAAUGACAAUAACAAUCAGAUUGAUCAGGCCUAUGUCCAUCAAAAUACAUAUAAUGUUCUACAAAAUGAAAAACUAUGCUCAUUAAAAAAAAAAAAAAAUUGCAAAAAAAAUGAAGACGUAUCGAUACUUAAAAUAAAAACAUUAAAUAGCACUUUAAUUGAUAACUUUAGUGAAAUCAAUAUAAAUGAUAAAAGUAGGAAAGAAAAUAAUUUGAAAUUUUUUUGUAUCUUAUUAUCUCUUUUUUUAAAGAAAUACACAUAUAGACAAUUAUUAAUUCCAUUUUUCCUAAUGGGUUUCAUAUCCCCAAAACAGAAAGAAAAAAGAGCAUUAAGAAAAUUCUUAAAUUCAAGAGUUUAUUUCUUAAAAUUGGUGGAUAAAAUUUUAAAGAAUCAUGAAAAAAAGAUGAUGAAAAUAUUUUUUCAAAAAUUAAUCGAAAAAAAUAAAUCAAUUGAAAGUUAUUCAAAUAAAGAAACAAACAAAAAUGACAAAAUGAAAAAAAAUAUAGACAAACAAACAAGUUUUGACGAAGAAAAAAAAGAGGAUAAACUAAAAAAUAAUUUUUAUUCAAUCGAAGAAAUAAAUGGUAAAUCCAAAUUAAAAGAAAAUCAAAAAAAAAAAAAAAACGAAGGUAUUAAUAGUAAUAACGAUCGAAAGAAAGAAACAACUCCAAGUGCAUGCUUUGGGAAACCUAAAAUAUACAGAACUGAUGAUUAUGCGAUAUUUUAUAAUAAAAAAAUUUUUAAUGAAAAAAAUAAAACAAAUAAAGAAUGCUUAUUAAGAUCUAAAUCAGAUACAUUGGUAGACUUUUUAAAAAGAUCAAAAAUGUAUAAAUUUUCAAAUAGUUUAAUGAUUGAAAAUAUUGCCGAAAGUAUAAAUAGUUCUAGUAAUAACAGUCCUUCAAAUUUUGACCAAUUUUUUACUGCAACAUAUAAACUAAGCACUAAUAAUAUAGAAAGAAACAACUAUAAAAGUCAAUUGAACUUUUCUUGUUAUAAAAAUAUGAUGGAUUAUUCUACUAUGUUUAGUAGUUAUACACAUAAAAAUAAAAAUGAUGAUAGUGAUCAGGAAAUAAAAAAUAACCAUAUUAAUAUGGAUAGUGAUUUUUUUUACAUUAAUAAUCAAAAAAAUGAGAAAAACACAAAACCAUAUAAAAUAUAUAAGAAGAAUAAUAAAAUUGAAAAAAACAAUAACAUCUCUCUUAUGCCGAUUUAUGAUUAUGAGUUUCAUAGUAGUAAAAAAAUUGAACUAAUUGAUGAAAAAAAUAUUAAUAAAAAUUUUGUGAAAAUAAGUGAAAAUGGAUACACCUCAAAAAACAUGAAUUUAAAUGAUAAAGAAUGUAUAGAAUUUUUUAAAAAUAUUAAAAAGAAACUUAAAAUAAAUUACAGAGAAAUUUUACAUACUAAUACAAAAAAAAUACCAGGCUUAGAUAUAAGUGAAUUAAAUAGCACAAUUGAUAUUUCAAAAAAUAAUCAACAAUCAUAUAAACCGGGGGAAAAAAAAAAAAAAAAUAAUAUUCGUAACGAUUCCUUUUUAAAUAAUCUAAGCUUUUUAACAGAAUCAGAUAUGGCUUUAAUAAAUAAUUUUUCUCAAAAUAUUACAAAAUAA